This is a messenger RNA of Pipistrellus nathusii (Nathusius's pipistrelle), 336 nucleotides long. The record is from the annotation of a GenBank genome assembly. Lineage: Eukaryota; Metazoa; Chordata; Mammalia; Chiroptera; Vespertilionidae.
AUGUCCACAACUGAUCCCUCACAAUCUUUAGACACCUGUAAUGUAAAAGCUAAGUUGCUAAAUACAAGCGGGCCUCGUGUUCCAGUGCAGCUGAGUUACAGGUACGCCCCCAACUUCUUCCUGAGCAGCAAGAAGACAUCGGCUCUGAGACAGUGCAUCAGGCCUGGAACCCAGCAGGGCCAGGCUGUGGCAGCUGCUGACCCCUACCCUAACCACAGCACACAAGCUGAAGUGACCCCCUCCAGACAAAGUCAUUUGGAAGCAAGUCCUGCUCCCUCGAGUGGCUCUAGAAAGGACAGCAGUCGGACACGUUCUGUGCAGGGUAAGACCCACUAA